This is a messenger RNA of Drosophila hydei, 1418 nucleotides long. RefSeq lists its product as uncharacterized. The record is from RefSeq and is a predicted model, not a curated record. The transcript has 3 exons. Lineage: Eukaryota; Metazoa; Arthropoda; Insecta; Diptera; Drosophilidae. The coding region runs from base 187 to 1335 and encodes 382 amino acids.
UAGUUAUAUUUUAUUUUAACAAUUUAUUGCAAAACAAUGCGAGCAACUUAAUUAACUUCAAUUAAAGGCAACCAGCGACACUCUCUAUAUAAACUGAGCGCUGUCUCCGAAGAAGGCAUCAAUCCAGUGCAGCACCUCCAGCACUCAGCUUCUAUCAAAUUCAAUCGUGUCCACGUUGCAAACAACAUGAACAAAUUUAUGUUUUUGGCCUGCCUUGCAGUGCUCGGCUGCAGUCGCUGGGCAGCGGCACGUCCUGAUCUCAGUCGUCAGUCCUACCGCUAUGACAUCGGCCAGAACGACAAUUUGGUAUCUGGGCCAUUGGUCACAACAUCCACUUCGUAUCAGCCAACAGCAUCGGGCACCACCUACUACAAUAGUGCACCCUCUGUGGGUCAGCUGACGACGGUUGCGGGCAACGUUGGCUUUGGGCCCUCCGCUCAAGUGAGCGGCGUUCAGUAUUCCGGCAGCACCAGCUACUCCAGCGGAAUCAGCGGUGGCGGCAUCAGCGGUGGUGGCAUCAGCGGUGGUGGUGCCGUUGCCAGUGGCGUCUCAACGAGCAGCAGCACCUACACCGGUGUUGUCAACGAUCAUAUUGGUCUGGCUGGCAUUUACCCAGGACCCGCUGUCAACUAUAAGGAAGAGGAGGAAUACAUCAGCCAUUUGGCCAACUUCCAGACACCAAUUGUCAGCAAGCACUUCUAUCUGCACACCGCGCCCGAGGAUCACGAUGAACAGCAGAUCGUCCGUUAUGUGAAUGUUGGCAAGCCAAGGAAGAACUAUCGCGUUGUCUUCAUCAAUGCACCCACAUCGACCACCAGCAAGGCCAAGAUCAUUGCCAACGUUGCCCCAGUCGAGGACAAGACUGCCAUCUAUGUGCUGUCCAAGAAGUCGAACGCUCUCGAUGUUAGCGCCGAGGUGGUCACACAACGUCCCGUCAACAACAAGCCCGAGGUUUACUUCAUCAAGUACAAGACACCCGCGGAGGCAGCUCAUGCCCAGCGCACCAUCCAAUCCAACUACGACACCUUGGGCGGCAGCUCGAGUUUCAGCGAUGAGGGCAUUGUGCCAACCUCCUCAGUCAUCAAUGCCCUGGGUGACAACGGCGCCUCCGGUGUGGUCAGUAAUGGCUCCGGCGGUGUUAGCAUUAUUGGCACUGGCGGUGUACCCAUUGCCGAUUCCGGUGUCGGUGUUGGUGUUAGCUCCAACGACAAUGUCCAGAUCGGUGUGAACGCUGGCAGCAACGGCCAGGUGGCAACCGGCACUUCCAAUGUUGGCACCAGCAUCAUUCAGACCACAUAUCUGCCCGCCAAGCCCAUCAGAUCCGUCAAGUACUAGACGUGCCAUCUGCAUCGUAACCUAUCAAACCAUGCCCAAUCAUCUGGCCAGCUCCUCGAUAGCUGCUCGGACCACAAACACAC